AUGGGAGAAGAUCAGACCUUUCGUUUCAUUGUGGUGGGUGCUGGUUUUGGAGGGUUGGCAUGCGCGCUUGAAUUGCAGCGUAAAGGCUGUGAGGUCCAUGUUGUAGAAAAGGAAAAGGGGCUGUCAGAGACAGGCGAUGUGAUUAUAAUCACUGCCAAUGGCACAACGGUUAUAGAGAAAUGGCCCACCGUGUGGGAAGACUUGAAGGAGACCUCAUCCAAAAUGGAGGCUCUUACCCUCCGUGAUGAUGCUGGAAAACUCCUACUUAUCCAACCAUGGGAUGCGGAAUACAACGGCCACCUAAGUAAGGCAAUGCAUGCGGAAGCAAUCAAGCAAGGAAUCAAGUUCACAUUCGGUGUAAAGGUCUCAGAAUAUUGGGAGGAUGGCAGCAAGGCUGGAAUUAUCGUCAAUGGGGAGAAAAUUGCAGCAGAUGCAGUUGUCGGGGCAGAUGGAGUGUACAACAAGGCGCGAACAUAUGUCACAAAGACCCCAGAUACUCCGAAGCGGAGUGGCUUUGCCAUAUACCGGUCAUGGUUCCCUCUAGGCCGCCUUCUCAACGACCCUCUGACCCACGAUCUUGCAUCACCGGGAAAGGACGCCACUCAUGUCUGGAUCGGGUCAGACGCACACGCAAUUGUGCAUAUUAAUACGAGCCUACGCCAUAUUGGGGCAUUCAUCACCCACAAGGAUACAUUUACUGUCGAAGAAUCAUGGAGCUACCCAGGCAAAGUCAAAGACAUGCUCGCAACUGUGGAAGGAUGGGACCCAGUCCUGCGUGCUAUAUUUUCGAAAAUUCCCGAAGAUGUUCUCAUCGAUUUCAAACUACUCUGGAGAGACCCUGUGAAAAAAUGGGUAUCCGAUAACAAACGAAUUGUCAUUAUGGGCGAUGCUGCCCAUCCACAUCUGCCAACUUCCGGCUCCGGCGCUGCUCAGACUCUAGAGGACGCAGGUGCAUUAGCUGCUCUGAGAACCACAGCAACCCAGCGUUUGGGAUGGGAGACUCGUCAUAGAUGGCACCAGACGGAUUGGGAGACGGUUCAAAAAGAUCCCGAGUUCAUUAAGAUGCCCCAGCCAGACUGGCUAUACGGAUCGGACGCAGAAGCCUAUUCGUAUGAGAACUAUGAUGCAGUUAUCGAACACCUGGAGAAGGGGGUGCCAUUUAAGAAUACUAACUUGCCUCCUGGUUAUUAG
Molecule: messenger RNA, 1191 nt
Organism: Exserohilum turcica Et28A
Lineage: Eukaryota; Fungi; Ascomycota; Dothideomycetes; Pleosporales; Pleosporaceae
Exons: 4
Coding region: 1-1191 (396 amino acids)
Biological process (GO): secondary metabolite biosynthetic process
Molecular function (GO): monooxygenase activity; FAD binding
Source: RefSeq, a predicted model, not a curated record